Messenger RNA from Neomonachus schauinslandi (Hawaiian monk seal), 4156 nucleotides. It is a transcript of the gene ADRB2, whose product is annotated as adrenoceptor beta 2. Gene Ontology annotation, molecular function: norepinephrine binding; beta2-adrenergic receptor activity. The coding region runs from base 187 to 1443 and encodes 418 amino acids. The transcript has a single exon. NCBI's taxonomy places the organism in Eukaryota, Metazoa, Chordata, Mammalia, Carnivora, Phocidae. Gene Ontology annotation, biological process: adenylate cyclase-activating adrenergic receptor signaling pathway; norepinephrine-epinephrine-mediated vasodilation involved in regulation of systemic arterial blood pressure; negative regulation of smooth muscle contraction. The record is from RefSeq and is a predicted model, not a curated record. Gene Ontology annotation, cellular component: membrane.
GCACGGGGAGUCCGGAGCACCCCUCAAGCUGAGUGUAGGACGCGCCCCCAGCACAGCCACCCCCCGGCCGCUGAAUGAGGCUUCCCGGCGUCCGCUCGCCGCCCGCAGCGCCGCGCGGGAGGUCCGCCCGCUGAGGCGCGGCGGGUGCGCCGGCAGCCAGUGCGCUCACCUGCCAGCCUGCGCGCCAUGGGGCAGCCCGGGAACCGCAGCGUCUUCUUGCUGGCGCCGAACGGAAGCCACGCGCCGGACCAAGAUGGCACGCAGGAACGGAACGAGGCGUGGGUGGUGGGCAUGGGCAUCGUCAUGUCGCUCAUCGUCCUGGCCAUCGUGUUCGGAAACGUGCUGGUCAUCACAGCCAUCGCCAGGUUCGAGCGUCUGCAGACGGUCACCAACUACUUCAUCACCUCCCUGGCCUGUGCUGACCUGGUCAUGGGCCUGGCGGUGGUGCCCUUUGGGGCCAGCCACAUCCUCAUGAAAAUGUGGACCUUUGGCAACUUCUGGUGUGAGUUUUGGACUUCCAUUGACGUGUUGUGCGUCACGGCCAGCAUCGAGACCCUGUGCGUGAUCGCAGUGGAUCGCUACUUUGCUAUCACAUCACCCUUCAAGUACCAGAGCCUGCUGACCAAGAAUAAGGCCCGGGUGGUCAUUUUGAUGGUGUGGGUCGUGUCAGGCCUUACCUCCUUCUUGCCCAUCCAGAUGCACUGGUACCGGGCCACCCACCAGGAAGCCAUCAACUGCUAUGCCAAGGAGACCUGCUGUGACUUCUUCACGAACCAAGCUUAUGCCAUUGCCUCCUCCAUCGUGUCCUUCUACUUUCCCCUGGUGGUCAUGGUCUUUGUCUACUCCCGGGUCUUCCAGGUGGCCCAAAGGCAGCUCCAGAAGAUUGACAAAUCUGAGGGCCGCUUCCAUGCCCAAAACGUCAGCCAAGUGGAGCACGAUGGGCGGAGCGGGCAUGGACAUCGCAGGGCCUCCAAGUUCUGCCUGAAGGAACACAAAGCCCUCAAAACUCUGGGCAUUAUCAUGGGCACUUUCACCCUGUGCUGGCUGCCCUUCUUCAUCGUCAACAUAGUGCACGUGAUCCAGGAUAACCUCAUCCCCAAGGAAGUUUACAUCCUUCUAAAUUGGGUGGGCUAUGUCAACUCUGCUUUCAAUCCCCUCAUCUAUUGCCGGAGCCCAGACUUCAGGAUUGCCUUCCAGGAGCUUCUGUGCCUGCGCAGGUCUUCUCUGAAGGCCUGUGGGAAUGGCUACUCCAACAACAGUAGCAGCAGAACCGACUAUGCUGGGGAGCACAGUGGAUGUCACCUGGGGCAGGAGAAAGACAGCGAACUGCUGUGUGAGGACCCCCCAGGCACGGAAGACCUUUUGAACGGUCAAGGUACUGUGCCUAACGAUAGCAUUGAUUCACAAGGGAGGAAUUGUAGUACAAACGACUCACUGCUCUAAUACAGUUUUUCUACUUUUUAUGAACCCCCCCCCCAACAAAACACUAAACAGACUAUUUAACUUGAGUGUGAUACAUUUAGACUAAAAUUGUAUAGAGAUGUGCAGGAGGAAGGACAGCCUUCUGCCUUUUUUUAUUUUUUUAAGCUGUAAAAAAGAGAAAGCAUAUUCGAGUGAUUGUUUCUUGUACAGUUCGGUUCCUUUUUUUGCAUGGAACGUGUCAGGUUGUGUCUGAAAGGCUUCAGUCCCAGAGGACCUGGGGCUGCUAUGUUUUGAUGACUUUUCCCAUGGAUCUACCUCACUGGUCAAGUAUUAGGGGUAAUAUAUAUUGCUGCUGGUAAUUUGUAUGUGAAGGAGUCUUUCCUUCCUGCACCCUUGCACUGGAGGACCUUGAGUAUCUCGGACCUUUCAGCUGUGAACCCGGACUCUCCCUGCUCCUCUUAUUUGCUCAAACAGGGUGUUGUAGGCAGGGACUUGAGGGGCAGCUUCAGUUGUGUUCCUGAGCAAAGUCUAAAGUUUACAGUAAAUAAAGUGUUUGACCAUGACUUCAUUGCACCUGUUUCUCCAAAACCCCUUGACCGGAGUGUGGUCGCCUCCCCCACUGGAAACCGCAGGUAACUAUUUGUAAUAACUGCCCAGGGACUUAAUAUGGAAUGAUACAGGAAUGGCAUGCACUGAUUGCUUAACCCUUUCCUUUGCCUUUGAAUCUGCCGCCGCAAACCUGUAUCUCUCCUAAUGCCAGUGCCUCAGAGCAGUUCUGCCUGCCGUCAGCAUAGCUGGUCUCGCUGGUCCUAUGGUGAUGAUUCUGUGUUGUUACAGCAGAAACACUGACUCAUAGAAGCGGACUUAUGGGCAUCUGUUUUGUCCCUCUGUGCGCCCCUGCCGCCCACCUUCCAGUCCUACUUGUUUAAUAGCUGCUUUUGUUAUAUAUUGGCUGCAUCUUAUAGUGGAGAUCUUUGCACUGCGUCAGGGUUUGGUAUUUUAAAGAUAAGGAAGAAGCUCUUACGAGCAAGCCACUAAAACACAGCCCUGGAAUUCCAAGGGAAACUGAAAAGGGCACUGGUCAUAGGGAGGAAGCUGGAAAACACUUACCCAAUGAUUACCUCAUGAGCUCGGAACAGGACUGCAGCCCCUCCUCCUUCUUUACUUCUGUCUCUUUCCCCCUCUCCCUUUGACCCUCCUCACUCGGGUAUAAACCCUCCUCACUCGGGUAUAAAGCCAGACUUCUCAGCCUCGGCACUAUUAACCUUGCAGGCCAGAUGAUUCUCCGUGGUGGGGGGCCGUCCUAUGCGUGGUCAGACGUUCAGCAGCAUCCCUGGCCUCUACCCAUUAGGUGCCAGGAGCGCCCUCUGAAUUGUGACAACCAAAAAUGUCUCCAGGCCUUGCCAAAUACUCCUCGAGGGGUGAAGUCACCCCUGGUUGAGAACCACAGAUAGAAAUCUGUUUAGAUUUUUAGAUUCUGUCUAAUGCCACCACUUGAUUUUGCAGAGCAUCCGAGAGGGAUUUUCCAUGGGUCGCCCAGUUUGUGACAGACCCCGGGCCAGCGUUCUUCCCUCCACCCCCCAUGCUGCCUUCCGAACUCACCUUCCAGCCGCCCCGACACUGACUGUAUUGGUGGGGGGGGACGUGCAGUGUUUGGUAGGGCUUAUCCGUGGAGGCCAGGCCUGGGAGUCCUACUGCUUUUUUGUGGAGAGAUUCAAAUACCGUGAAGAGGCACAGGAGGGAAAAUCACAAAAGUAAACACAUUUCUUCUCCCACCCCCUUUCUAUUUUUGCCCGUGUGUCUGAGCCAGAGCUUGGCCCAGGUUUGACCGAGUGGACCGUCCUCCUUGGCAACGCCAGCCUGGAGAGGAUCAGCCUGCAGGUUCAUUGCCAUUUCACCCGCUCCUGAAGCUGACUCCACUUCUUUCUUCCCUUCUGUCCCAGCCAAGGUCCCCAACCAGAAAAGCAUUGGCUUCCUCUGCUUCCUGUCAGCUCAGUGAUGGGUGUCCGGGUGCACACUCAGCUCUCGGGAGAAAGCUAGGUGCCCGAGUUUCUGGAACGUGCCAUGACGAAUGGGAAAGUGGGUGCCCUUCAGCACUUUUGCUUUUUCUCCAAGGGCUUACCUGCCCGUUCUCACAUUCUCCACCUGCUCUGGGCCCCCCACCCAGAGGUGUGGGCCGCUUCUCCAGCUAAUCUUCACCCUCCUGGUAGCCUCACCGGAUCUUGGACUUGCAAGAGCCCAUAGAAAGCAUUGGGCAUCCAAGGAGAUGAAAAAUCUGUGAGGGGUAAUGACCUGCCCAAGGUAAGAAGCCAAGGAUGUGAGAGACGGGGCUACAGCCGGAGAAGGCAACUGUUGGCUGUUAGUUCAGGAACCGCUGUGUUCCCUCCCCUGCAUGGUCAUUGACUUCUGUCCUCACCCUCAAUUGUGGAAGCUUUUCCCUGGGGCUGUCAUAUAACAAACUCCUUUCAGUGGAUGUUUUUAUUGCUCUCAGGUCCUUAGCUCAAAAUUCAGGCAAUGACCAAAUAAUCCGCAAUAGAGGCAAGAGAAAGAAUUGUUCUUUUUACUCAACAAGAGUCUACUAGGAUAUCCUCAGCGUUUAGGGGGAAGCUACAAGAUUCCUUAGCCCACCAGGAAUUCGAAGCCACUCCAGGUAGAAAUUUCAAGUAGAAAAAAACAUGUUGUAAACUUUUCUGUUAUCGUUGUAAGUCCCGUGGACAAUAAACAUUGUUUUAAA